AUGGAGACCUACGAGGAUCACCCUUGGUGCUCCUACCCAAGUGGAGAAGAGGAGAUGACAGAUGAAGAGAAGCACCACCACGACCGGCAGCUGGCCAAGAUCAGAGCCCGGAGUAACAGCCGUUCCCGACACCGAUCCUCCUUCCUAGUGGACGAGCUCGACAUGCUCAUGGACAAGGCGGCCACCACCAUCCAGGCUACGUGGCGAGGCCACCUCACCCGUAAGCAGAUCAUGACAGAGCAGGCCGCGGCCUCCACCAUCCAGGCUGCUUGGAGGCGAUACAUCGCUCGCGAGUACCGUGCUCUGCAGCGGCAGGAGGUGCCUUCGCCACAAGUCUACCGGCGCCGAAGAUCGUCCUCCGUCUCCUUUGAGGGGCGGAGAGAAUCCAGGGGGUACUCCAGGAUGGACAGGGAGAGAGCGGCCGUGAUCAUUCAGGCACACUAUCGGGGCUACAUGACUCGCCAGGCCCUCCACGAAUGCCAGCGGGCAGCCACCACCAUCCAAGCUCACUGGCGGGGAUACCGUACCCGACGGGACUUGACCCAAGCAGGAAGGCACGCUUACCAUCCUGGACACCCGCAGAGGACCUACUACAGUCCCCCAAGGUUUCCAAAGGGGACUUACUACGGCCAUCCCAGCUACAUGCCCGGGAGCUCCUCCUGGGUGGGCCCGUACCCCAGGAAACAUUGGCGCAAAUGCCUUGUGGGAGACCCCGAGGAGUGGGAAAGCAAGGUACCACGAUCCCCGUCCUCCAUGGUCCAGCGAGAGAAGACUGAGCCCUCCCAGCCCAAGACGUGUCCGCGCUGCGGGAGGUGCACUAGCAUCCGUGUGCUGGUGGGCGUGGGCAAAGGGCCGCCAUCGGAAUCGGAAACAGAGGACAGUGAAUGCGAAAGGCACGCAAGCGUCUCUCCGUCCAGAAGUGCCCAAAGGAUGUCCUACACCUCCAGGCAGGAGGGACCGACGUACAGCCAGUCACGCCGUUACGGGCCCCGCUUCUCCUAUCAGGCGCCUUCCAAAAGCUACCACGUGCCUGGGGAAGAGCAGAUGCGGAGGCAGAGCCGAGAACCCGGCGUAGUCGUCAGUCAGCGCCUGGCCUCCAGCACACAAACCUCCGUACGGCUGACACGGGAGCGCACCAACACCCGGAGUCUCUCCUCCACCAGCGUCCAACCCCAGCAGCUGCAACAGCAAGGCAUGCCUCCCCAGGGCACCUCCAACUGGUUGUACGAAAACUACGGGGCUCGCCGGAUGGGCGAAGGGCAGAGGCGCGUGUUCAAAACCAGGAAGCAGAUGUGGCAAGUGGUCCGCGCAGCCACCCUGAUCCAGGCCUUCUGGCGGGGCUGGAGGGUCCGACAAACGUUGCGUCUCCAAGAAGAAGCGGCAAUCAAGAUCCAGUCUGCUUAUCGGGGUUACCGAACCAGAGCUUACCUGAUGGAGGUGGGAAUAAUCAGCGAAGGAGAUACGGAUUAA
Thamnophis sirtalis is the source of this 1470-nucleotide messenger RNA. RefSeq lists its product as uncharacterized. NCBI's taxonomy places the organism in Eukaryota, Metazoa, Chordata, Lepidosauria, Squamata, Natricidae. Gene Ontology annotation, cellular component: spindle pole. Gene Ontology annotation, biological process: spindle organization; establishment of meiotic spindle localization; mitotic cell cycle. Gene Ontology annotation, molecular function: calmodulin binding. The record is from RefSeq and is a predicted model, not a curated record.